AGAAGAGAGAACUUGGCCUCCUUCCUUAUCUGAACCCUCCUUCCCCUUGAGAUAGGCCCCGCAGCUCCGCAGCUCCGGCUCCGUCCUCGGGCUCCUCCCUGCCACGGGCCCUGCAGGUCCCCUGCUAGUGCUGUGGAAGUGGAAGCUGGGUGGGGGGCCUGCAAGGUGUUUCCAAACCCCGAGGCCUCGCCAGGGCCCGGCCCCACCCCUCGGCCCUUCUCUCGCUUCCCGUCCCAGCCUGCCAUGAGGGGGCAGGGCGCCGGCCUAACCACAGAGCGCUUCCUCCUUCUGCACAGAGCGGCGAUCGCGGGCCCAGGCAGGCAGUGCCCGCCGUCCGUCCGGGCGCCCCCAUCGCCAGGGCUCCCCCUGCGUCCUUGGCAGCAGCAUGUCGCCCGGGCCGCCCCGCGGGGCUCCCCCUCCGCCAUCCACCGAAGCCGGAGCCGUGGCUGUGAUGGUGCUCCUCCUCCUGCUGGCCCUGCCGCCUCCGGGGGAUGCGCAGCCCCCUGGGAGCAGCCAGGCUCCGCGGCGAUGGGGCCCAGCGUCAGACAACCAAGAGCCCUCGGUGGCCCGAGCCAAGAGGUCUGACCUAGACUUUGAAGAGGAUUAUGCCAUCUACGAGACCCCGUCGCCCGAGCUGUUGGACGGAGACAACGCGACCACCCCGGGGCCAGCCGUCGUGGUCGAGGGAACGCAGCCGGAGGCCACGGGGGCCCCUGGAGCCACGGACUCGGUGGAGAUCCCCACCACGGCCCCCGAGGCCCCGGGAACACAGCCGGCUGCUGAGGAGACGACCACCGAGGCCGCAGCAGGGACCAGCCGUCCUCCCCUGACGGGGGAGCCAACUCCGGCUCUGCCCACUGAAGGGCAGCGGGGCCCCCACGACCUCCCGACGGAGAGGGGGACGACGGAGGCGCCUCUCACGGAGGAGGCCCCUUCCACGGCCCUGAGUCCGGGGUCCAGUCCAGGGGUGGCGGGCACGGAUGCGGCGGUGAGCGCUACCACGGAGGAACCAGCCGCAGACCCACGAGGCACAUUCCGGGCUUUGACCUUUGUCACAGAGGAGCCAGAGACCGCCCCGAGUACCGGGCAGCAGCUCACAGACUCUCCGGCCACUGGGGAGCCCCCCAGCCUUGUCCCCAGCAGCCCUGCUUCAUCCCCGCCUGCCCCUGGCUUGUCGCUCAGCACCACUCCCCCCGCGCCCAAUCUCCCCUCCUCUCCCUCCCCCUCCUCCUCCCCUUCCUCCUCCUCCCCCUCCUCCUCCUCCUCUCCCUCCCCCCGCGCUCAGUCAGAGCCUCCCCAGCCUGAGGCAGCCACCGAGCAGAGCGGCCUCUCCAAUGCCACCGCCCUGGUCGUCGUGGCCACCAGCGCCGCCUCCUUCAUCUCGGGCCACAUCCCAGUGAGGCAGUGCCUGCUGGCCGUGCUCAUCUUGGCCCUCGUGGCCACCGUCUUCCUGGUCUGCACCGUGGUCCUGGCCAUGCGGCUCUCCAGGAAGGGCCACACGUACCCCGUCCGGGAUUACUCUCCCACCGAGAUGGUGUGCAUCUCCUCCCUGCUGGCCGAAGGCGAGGGACCGCCCACGGCCAACGGGGGCCCGGCCAGUGCCAAGACGCAGCUUCUGAAGCCUGACCGGGGGCCGGGGGAGGACUGCGAUGGGGACGAUCUGACCCUUCACAGCUUCCUCCCUUAGCCCUCACGGAGCCGGGGGCCCUGCCCAACCUCCUUGCGAGACCAAACCGGGCCCAAGAGACUUGGCCGAAGCUUUCUCGUUCUCCUGAUGCUGGACUCCGUGCUGGUGAAGAUAGACCCGAGUUCAAAUUCUUAUUCCUCUUUGUAAACCUUAAAAUUUCUUAGACUUAUAAAUGUUGGAAAUUUCACCAUUGGGAAAUUUCAUACUUGGAAAAUUUCCUAUUGAUAGUGGAAACUCUAUUGGAAUGUGAACCCCAUUGGCAUGAGAGUUUCCUCCUCCUCCCUUCUUAAGAUUACUUUAGGACAGAAACCUUUUGCUGAACAAUGGAAAGGACUUUGACCUAGGCUUAAGCAUAGAACAGGAAUUUCUUUGAGUCAUGAUUGAUUUUAGAAUUGAUACAAUGGAGAUACUUGGAAUCAAUCUCCACCCUACUCAGUCCUAACAGGAUUGAGGAAGGGCUGCAGCAUAGAUCAAAAUUUAAUUAUUCCAAUCUCUACCCUACUCAGGUUAACAGGAUUUAGGAAGGGCUGUAGCAAAGGAUCAAAGAUUUAAUUAUUUGAAAAUAUGACCUUCAACAGACAUGUGCAAAGCCAGAGACCUCUGGGCGGAUCAUGGGUUAAGCUAGAGCCUCCAUUGGCACAGGGAAAUUGAUGGACAGUGAUUGGUAGAUGGGAGAACUGAAGGGAGGGAACUUGGAUGGUUUCCUUAAAGAGAGAGGGGUCUGAAGACUCAGAGGUAGGUGGUUGAGGAGUUUGUCUGAGUGGUUGGAGUGUGCUCUGAGAAGCUUGCUCUGAAGGAAGCUGAAGGUGGGGGCCUCUGAGACUGUUUCUCCAUUUUGGUCACGUGAGUAAUAGGGACUGAUCUCUUUUCUUUGCCCCAGCUAUCUAAGGGCUUGGGCCUUUUGGCCCAGCCUAAACAGAAGGGGUAUUUAAGCCCUAUUCCCUUCUCUCCCUUUUCUCUCUCUCUAUCCCUAAUUCCUUUCUUCCUCCUAUUGUAAUUAAACUCCAUAAAAGAUUGACUGCUGACUUGAGUUUUCAUUUAGGAAUUACAUAGCUGAAUUCCUUGGCGACCUUAAAUUAAUAUAUAUCAGUCUUUUAAAGUGAUUUCCUUGUCACAUUGUGGCUGACCACACGGGAGUUUAAAGAAUUCUCUCAAUAAACUUCUUAAAUUCCUUGCCUUUUUACUA
This is a messenger RNA of Monodelphis domestica (gray short-tailed opossum), 2873 nucleotides long. It is a transcript of the gene SELPLG, whose product is annotated as selectin P ligand. The record is from RefSeq and is a predicted model, not a curated record. Lineage: Eukaryota; Metazoa; Chordata; Mammalia; Didelphimorphia; Didelphidae. Gene Ontology annotation, biological process: leukocyte tethering or rolling. Gene Ontology annotation, cellular component: plasma membrane.